Messenger RNA from Pseudo-nitzschia multistriata, 1955 nucleotides. The record is from the annotation of a GenBank genome assembly. NCBI's taxonomy places the organism in Eukaryota, Bacillariophyta, Bacillariophyceae, Bacillariales, Bacillariaceae.
CAACAACCAAACACGAAACAGCAUCGACUGGGUCCAUACCAAGAAAAGAUCGACAGUAGGAGCCGCCGCACACAUACAAUUCCGAAACCAUGCUGGUAUCCUUCACUAUUUUCCACAAGGGCGGACGAGUCCUCUUCCAGCACUCGGACGAAGCCUCCGGGGAAGACGACGAUUCUCGGUCACGGUCGAUCAACACCUGGCUGGAAGAAAUUUAUUUCAAUCCCACGGUUUCCAAAACGCUCCACAAGAACCAGAUCCUGGUCGAUGGAACCACGCGGCAAGUAGUGGAAUGGGAGGAGACCUCCGAGCUCAUUGCGCUGGCCGUCUACCCCGACCUGCGCCACGAAGACUCUCCGUGGAUCCGAUCGCUGCUAGCGGCAAGCCUCCAGGAAUACCAGGUCUUUGCUCGGGCCCGAUCGGCGGGGACGGGCGAGGACAAGGAAAACUCGAACGCAACAAACGUCUUUCAGGGCCCCGCUGCCGCCAGCCCCGAAAGCCAAUCGCUGUUCGGGAAAACCUUCGAAAUAUUGGUCCAGAAGCACCGCAGCGAAUCGAAAUUGUCGUCGUCGGCGGCGGCGGCUUCCGGUGCCAGAAGCAACAAAGCCUCCGGCGCGAGCGGCGGCAAUAGCAACAAAGGCGGCAAAGAAAAACGACAGUGGCACGAUGGAAAUGCCAAGGUAACGGAAAAGGCGAUGAAGGAGCUCGACAAGAGCAAGGCCGCCACGGCAGAAGCUAUCGUGAAAAGCGAGGAGCAGGCCCUGGCGGAGGCAAGGGCGGCCUACCUGCCCACCGAUGCAGACCUCGCAGAUUUCGACAUCGAGGACACGACCCAGCUCGCAGACGACGAAAACGACGGCGACGGUGACGAACAAGGAGGCAGCGGUUGGGGAAAAUCCCUACAGGGCCUCUUCGAACAGAUGACUGGGCAGAAGGUCCUGACCAAGCAGGACCUGGAGGCCCCCCUCACCGAAAUCAACAAGCUCCUGACGAGCAAGAACGUCGCGGGGGACAUUGCGGAGCAAAUCUGCAACAAGGUGCGGGACUCCCUCGUCGGAAAAAAACUCAACUCGAUGUACCGCGUCAAGACGGCCGUCCGGCAGGCACUGGAGCAGGUGAUCGGCGAGCUGCUGCUCCCGAGCACGGAGCUCAACCUGUUGCGGAAGGUGGUUUCCAAGCGGGACCAGGCCUCGUCUUUUUUUGCCAAGAGCAAGACGCAGCGUCCCUUUGUCAUUGCCGUGGUCGGGAUCAACGGGGUCGGAAAGUCGACCUCCCUGGCCAAGCUGGCCUACUACCUGAAAUCGAACGGGUGCAGGCCGCUCCUCGCGGCCUGCGACACCUUUCGGAGCGGGGCCGUCGAGCAGCUGGGCGUCCACGCCCGGUGCCUGGGCCUGCCCAUCUACAGCAAGGGGUACGCAAAGGACCCCAGCGCCGUCGCGGCCGCGGCCAUCGAGCAGGCCACGAAGGAGGGCAACGACGUCGUGCUGGUAGACACGGCGGGCCGGAUGCAGAACAACCUCCCCCUCAUGAAGGCACUGGGGAAGCUGGCGGCGGAAAACCAACCGGACAUGGUGGUCUUUGUGGGGGAGGCCCUGGUCGGGAACGACGGGGUAGACCAGGUGCGGAUGUUCGACAAGGCCGUCUCUUUCCAGAACCGAAACCAGAGGGUCAGCGCCAUUCUGCUGACAAAGUUCGACACGGUGUCCGACAAGGUCGGGGCCGCGCUGACGAUGACCCACGUGACCAACGCCCCGAUCCUGUUUGUCGGAACCGGGCAGAAAUACCACCACCUGCAAAAACUGUCGACGGCGUCGGUGAUUCGGUCCCUCUUCCGCUAGCCUGCCAGCAUUGGUGGGCCUCGGGCGGCCUCUGGUUGCGCACGGAGUCCGGUGCCCGCGUCGCGCAAACAGAGAAGCGUACGGUAGCCGGGCGUAACAGACUAAAACGACCGGAGAGAG